UGAACCCACUCCAUCCCAUAAUGAUAUUUUUUCAUAAUAAAAAUCAUAUUAAGAUUGAAGAGAAAUACAAGGACAGAUUGAUCUUCAAUACAACAACAUUCAGCCUGGAACUCAGGAAUCUGCGGAAAAACGACAGUGGACUUUAUACAUGUGAAAUUAGAUGGGAUUUCAACAUAACCAUAGUUGUGUAUAAACUUUUUGUUCUUGAGCCUGUGGCUGCUCCUGCACUGACUUUAGUGUCUAACUGGUCCAGCAGUAACUUUUGUGAUGUGAUGGUUACCUGCAGAGGUCAUGACCUCUCUCUGACCUUCAGCUGCAACAGAAGCAGCUGCACUCAGCUGGGAGACAUCCUCAUCACUCCCACCCUGGUAGUGUUUGCAAGAGAUGGAUACAUUGUCUGUAACCAUAGCAACCAAGUCAGCUGGCACAACGUCACUCUGGAAAUGUCAUCACUCUGUGAAUUUGCCAGAGAGGAACACUCUACUCUCUGGAUGUCGUUGACUGUUGGAUUGAUGUCUGCUGGGAUUGUUGCUGCUGCCCUUGUAGUGAUGAGUGCCUGUCUAAACAGCAACCUAGAGAGCACAGGGGCAGAUGCAUCUCUUUGGCAUUCCACUGUCCAGUUUUCACAUUUAACCGAGGUGCUGCAGAGAGCAGCAGGGGGCAGCAGAGAGCAGGAUGAAAGAGCCAAAUUACUGAGUUAUCUAACGCAUGAACCGCAACCAUUUCAAGCCGUCAUCUACAGCUUUCUUCCGCCUCCUAGGCCAGAGUCUGAUGUCCACUAAGCCUCCUUUGGAUCUCAGAUCUCCACCCCACGUCAUUUGUCCCUUCCAGUCAGCUUUUGAUGAAUAUGCAUCAAUACUCAGCCAGCCCUGUCAGGGAUGACCUUUGUCUCCUGGACAACUGUCAAGUCAGCAGUCUUCCUCAUGAUUAGAUAGAUAGAUAGAUAGAUAGAUCGAUAGAUACUUUAUUGAUACCUAGGGGAAAUUCAAAAUUGUGGUUGUGUGUAAGACUAAGAGAGGCAUAUUUAUGCAUAGAUUAAAGCAGAAAAAUGCUUUAAACAUUUUCAUUUAUAUCUAAUCAGCCUAGAAAAUAACACAUUCAUAACAUCUCUCCCUCUCCUAUAACAUCUCUGAUCUCUCUCCCACUGGCAGCUUCUCUCUCUGUCUUUUUAACAUCAUACUGACCUGUACAUACACACACCCACGUGCACAUACUCUCAUAUGUUUUUACU
Messenger RNA from Alosa sapidissima (American shad), 1231 nucleotides. RefSeq lists its product as uncharacterized. The coding region runs from base 21 to 782 and encodes 253 amino acids. The transcript is spliced from 6 exons. The record is from RefSeq and is a predicted model, not a curated record. NCBI's taxonomy places the organism in Eukaryota, Metazoa, Chordata, Actinopteri, Clupeiformes, Clupeidae.